AUGACCCUUUCAUUAGUAGUUGCAGGCGUUGCCCUUGGAUCUGGAAUUGUUGUUUUAAGAGCAUCAGUUAGAGCUAUGGCUAGAGCCAAAUCAGCAUCAGCAAUUAAUAGUACAACAAUGAAAAAAACAGGAUUUACAUUGAAUGCUGAUUUACUCUCGAAACCAAUUUACGGAAGAAACUUUAUUGAAGGAUCAUUUAACCCAGAAAUGUCGAAGAAAGAAGCUUUGGAUGUUUUAGGCUUUGGAAAGACAGUUAAACAUGUUACAGAGGAAGAUGUAAAGAAACGUCACAGAAAAUUAAUGCUUUUAAAUCACCCUGAUAAUGGAGGUUCUGCUUAUAUUUCAUCUAAAAUUAAUGAAUCUAAGGAUUAUCUGUUAGGUAGAUACGGAAGAGAUUAA
This is a messenger RNA of Naegleria gruberi, 399 nucleotides long. RefSeq lists its product as uncharacterized. Gene Ontology annotation, biological process: protein import into mitochondrial matrix. The transcript has a single exon. Gene Ontology annotation, cellular component: PAM complex, Tim23 associated import motor. The record is from RefSeq and is a predicted model, not a curated record. Gene Ontology annotation, molecular function: ATPase activator activity. The coding region runs from base 1 to 399 and encodes 132 amino acids. NCBI's taxonomy places the organism in Eukaryota, Heterolobosea, Eutetramitea, Acrasida, Naegleriidae.